AUGAAUCAUUAUGAAUAUUAUAAAUCACCUUGGGAGGCAGCAGCGAAAGCCUUUUACAAGUUCAUCGAAGCUGAGUUCCCACCAGAUCCAGCAGUGUCGUACAGCACGGCAGCUGACCUCCAGGUGGAAGGGACAUCGCUGUUCCUGCGACCGUGGCAGUUGCCACACAGGGCAGACUACGGGCUCCGGGGGACAAGCGAUGGAGAAGUGCAGCAUUACCUUGCCCAACUGGUGUUGUUGAAUGGAUUCCAGACAGACCCAAACAAGCCGGGAAAUGAAAAGAUCGUGGGGUGCUCAGUGAGAACAGAAUGGCUUUACAACAAGCCAACCACGAUCGCGUCUUCGCAGAUUGGAGAGGGGAGCUUGGCCAACCCAGGGACUUUGUUUCUGGUCAAAGGCUGGAACAGAUCCCUGUGCUGCUUGGGAGUCUUGAUGGCGUGCUUUCAGAAGCCCGAGCUUUUGAAGGAUUGGGGACACACCAUCACUGUGUCCUUCAGCACAAUCUAUGCCUCUGCGGUUCAAUCUGACGGCAACAUGAUUGUGUCGACGAACAGGGGUGUCACACUCGGAAGCCAACUCCGGCGCCGCCCCAACGCCUUCAACCUGCUCCAUCAAUUGGAGUUCCUGGAAAGGAGUGGGAUGACAGAGGAUAUGACCAUCAAGUCGCUGGAGGCACAUCAGAGUGUAUCAGCAUUUGCUGCAGCCUACCAACUGGGGGAGAAGGAGUCAGCUGCAGCAGUGAACUUGCUGAAACAUAUCCCCAAGGACACCAAGGACGCCCUGACCGAGCUGGUGCGGUUCGAAAUGCGGCAUGGAGAUGCCGACAUCUUGCAAAUGAUGGAGACGACGGUGCCUCCGGCAGACAUCACGAAGGUUGCAAUCUUUUCGCAACCCUUGGGGAAGUACAACAAAGAGGUUGAGAAGGAGUCCACAGUGAAAGCAGAGCUCGCAGCCCAGCUACUUCAAACGACUUACCAGCAAAUGGAGCUCCAGUGCCAAAGCGAUUUGGCCAAGCUGCGUGAGUGGGCGGCCAAAUUUGAUUUGUAUGCCAACAAACAGGCAUCCCUUGACUUCAAAUACAUCAAUGACCGGUACCAGAAGGGACGCACCUCCAUCGAAGAGUUCAUGAACUCCAAGCACAAGUUCCUUCGAGUCUCUUCCUUGGUGCUGGCUCAUGCGGCCAUUGUCCAGGCCCAGGGUGAAUUGGGAGCGCUGUCCAUCGAUGAGUCCGUCACGCUGGCCCAGGGAGUUGCAAGUGGGAAUGCUGGCACUGUCAGCUUCUGGCUGUUGCCACAAUGGCACUCGAGCAUGGGCAAACAAUCUGUUUUGAAGAACCGGAGGUUGCUCGAGGACAAGGUGAUCGGGUCGAUGGAUGUCUAUGAAAUCGCCCUCAAUUUCCAAGAUUCCAGUCACCAGGGAGAUCGCCGCAAAAAGUCGCAGCAAUGUUUGGCUGGGGUCUCCAGCGGCCAAACCAAUGUGGCAUUUUCUCACUCCAAGAGCCUCCUUGGCACGAUCAGCGGGGUGGAGAGGAGCAGGGUCCAGGAGCUUCAGAACCCAGAUCCCGACAAAGCCCUUGCUCCACACUGGAGGGUUCAACAACGCGGGAUCCCUGCCACCAAAGAGAUUUUGCUCAAGCUGCUGGAUGGCAUGAACGAACGGGAUGGCCACAAGGUCUUACUGGUGGACAUGGUGCCAUCAAGGUUUUCCGAAUGGUCUCAAGCUGCAUGGGACCUCCAACGUGGAUUUUUGCUUGGAGACGAAAGUUGCAAGCACUGGGACUGUCACUUCAUGUCACUGCAUCAUGACAGCGACAACUUCAUGGAUCAGGCCAAAGAUUUGAUCACUGGAAGGGCAAUGAGUCAGUGGUGGGAUCAAUCACAAGAAUCGGGCCCUGCUGCAAGAAGCUCUGAGCCCUUUGCAGUGGACCUCCCCCAGUUGGAAUGCUUGACAGUGGCUGAUGGGUCGGUCAAGAUUCCCGAUCUGGUGAUGCAGAAGUAUGCCACAACCCACAGUGAUGGCCUCAACGCCAUUUCAGAAUCGAUCAGCCAAGAGGCCGCUAUGCAGAAGUCGGUGAAGAUGUUUUCCACUCCAACAUCCUCAGCCGGAACGGAAAGCAGGACGUUGGCAAGUCCAGAGUGGGGCCCGGAUGCUCCAGUCAACUGGCAGAAGUCAGUGCAACUCACUGGUAUUGCACUGGCUGACUUCGAUUCUGGAAACACGCCAGAAGGUUGUGGUGUCCUGGCCCGUGAGCCCCAGAUCCAAAUUGUUUUGACCUCUUUGGGAAGCUUGUGGUUGGUGAAUCGCAGUGGCAACGACAUCGUUCUACCAGCAGGGGAAAUUUUUGGAUUCAAUACAGGAACUUUCCAGGAAGUCCCGUCAGAUCAGUGCAUGGUGCAGAGCGGGACCAUUGCAUGGCAUGUCACCAACGACAAUACGGUGGUGUGCUUGGUAUCUGCAUCUGGCAAGAAGAUUAGUACGGUGGCAGAUACCAUGUGCGAUAUCACACGCACCCGUGGCGUCACCGAAAUUCGGGUGACAGACCAUGCCCUGCAGCCCAAGAUGCAGGUGACGGGUGACGGAAGUCAAAUCCCACUUUCUUACCGCUACAAAGUGGUUCCGGACCACAAGGUCAAUGCCUUCAAGCCGAAGGAUCUGUCCAGCGAGGACAAGCUGAACUUGAGGGCGGCUCAAUUUGGAGCCCUUUACAAUGGUCGUUUUGGCCAAUUGCCCCGAUCUUCCUACUGUACUUUGGUAUGGGAGGCUGGGGGUGCCCCAAAAAACAUAAAAAACGAUUUCGAAAUUGGUUGGUUCGACCUUCAUUAA
This is a messenger RNA of Cladocopium goreaui, 2823 nucleotides long. The record is from the annotation of a GenBank genome assembly. NCBI's taxonomy places the organism in Eukaryota, Dinophyceae, Suessiales, Symbiodiniaceae.